Messenger RNA from Magnolia sinica, 775 nucleotides. RefSeq lists its product as uncharacterized. Lineage: Eukaryota; Viridiplantae; Streptophyta; Magnoliopsida; Magnoliales; Magnoliaceae. The record is from RefSeq and is a predicted model, not a curated record. The coding region runs from base 1 to 666 and encodes 221 amino acids. The transcript has a single exon. Gene Ontology annotation, molecular function: S-adenosylmethionine-dependent methyltransferase activity.
AUGGCCCACUCACUAUAUUUACACCACUGCAUCCAUCCAUGCACCUCAACAACUAAAUCAUUCCUAUUUUUUCAUGGCCGUCGCGAAUGCGUCCUUUUUCAGUUAUCUGGGAUCUACAAGAACGUAAUCGCCACAGACGCAAGCCCAGAACAGCUCGCCUUCGCACAAAAGCUCCCCAACAUCCGCUACCAACAUACUCCCUCCACGAUAUCCGCUGAGGAACUCGCACGUGAUGUGGCCCCACAUGGAACGGUCGAUCUAGUGAUAGUAGCCCGAGCCUUCCACUGGUUUGAUCACCCCACAUUCUACCAACGAGUGAACCUGGUACUCAAGAAACCCAAUGGAGUGCUUGCAGUAUGGUGUUACACUGUGCCACGAUUCAAUGACUCAGUCGACACCGUCUUUUUGCGAUUGUAUGCUGAGUCGGCACCCUACUGGGCUUCGGCUCGUAAGAUGGUGGAUGAUGAGUAUAGGAGUUUUGAUUUCCCGUUCGAAUCGGUGGAGGGAACUGACCACACUGGACCGUUAGAGUUCGAGAUGAAGAGAUCAAUGAAUUUGGAUGCGUAUCUUACAUACAUACUAUCAUGGUCCACUUAUCAGACGGCGCAUGAGAAGGGAAUUGAGUUGUUGAGUGAGGAAGUGGUGGAAGAUUUCAAGCGUGCAUAGGGAGAAGAGGAUACCAGUGCUCAGAUUGUGAGGCAUCCCAUUUUUCUGAGGAUUGGGAGAGUAGGGAAUUAAGUGGGAAUAGUUUAUUAUGAAUUCCUUCUUUUAUUUU